Molecule: messenger RNA, 1878 nt
Organism: Tachysurus vachellii
Lineage: Eukaryota; Metazoa; Chordata; Actinopteri; Siluriformes; Bagridae
Product: phospholipase A2 inhibitor beta
Exons: 2
Coding region: 120-1193 (357 amino acids)
Cellular component (GO): plasma membrane
Molecular function (GO): protein binding
Source: RefSeq, a predicted model, not a curated record
GUGUGUGUGUGUGUGUGUGUGUGUGUGUAGGAAUUGCUCGGGUCCAGGCUCAGAUCCGACGGCAGUAAAGCGCGCGAGGUGUCCGCGGUGUCCGUGAGCAUCCCGGUGAGAGCGCGAGGAUGUCUGUGUUGCCGUUGUUGCUGUCAUUUGCUUUGACGUCACAGUCUGUGUCCUCUAACAGCACCUUUACCUGCCCCACACACUGCAAAUGUCACCUGGAGCUCAAGUUCGCCUCCUGCGGUGGGGCCAAUCUCACCGAUCUUCCCUCCGUCAUCCCUCCUUUCACGGAGCACCUCAAUCUGUCGUUCAAUCACUUGUUGUUUAUCAGGAACCAGGCUUUUCAGGACGUCCGACGUCUACACACGCUGCUUCUGAAUGACAACAGGAUCAGUAACCUGACCGACGGUGCAUUUGAGCCUCUCGAGUUCCUUGUGAGACUCGAUCUGAGCCGUAAUCGCAUUUCCAUGCUCUCUAAAGGCUUCUCAUUGGGUUUGAUGUCUCUGCGUGAGCUCUCUUUGGUGCAGAACCAGCUCUCGAGCAUAAACGAACACUGCUUCUCACACCUGGACUCCAUACGGAAGCUUGACCUUCGCCACAACUCCAUCAGCCGCAUCCACGUCAGUGCGUUCAGCUCUCUCAGCACUUUACGACGUGUGUUCUUGGAUCACAAUAAGAUCAGCGAUCUUAAAAACCGGGUUUUUUCUAUGACAAGGAACCUGGAGGAGCUCGGGCUUAGCGGAAACAACAUUCGUCACCUUAAAGUCGGCAUCCUUUCUCCGCUAACUAGCCUAGCCUUACUAAAUCUAACCUUUAAUAAUCUAACAAACGUGGACUUUAAGGCGUUCCUCAGCCUGGAUGCACGCAGCACACAUAUUCACCUCAGUGGGAACCCUUGGACCUGUGAUUGCGAUUUGCAGCGAGUUUUCCGGAAAAUUCACAGUGUCCACAGGCUGCAGCUGGACGACUACAACAACCUGAGCUGCUAUCUGCCAGAGGAGCUGCGGGAUUACCCACUGAGGGAUGUCGACAACGAGUUGUGCUUCGCUGAAACAGUCACCGUGCUCAUCAUCACUGUCACAGUGAUUAUCACUGUAGUGGCCGCAAUCAUCAUGGCUGAGAAAAAAAGGAAGAAAACAAAUAAAGGGAAGCACUGGACCGAGGUCGGCGAGAUCUCGUCCGACUCGCAGAACUGAGACUUUUACAUUACCACAUACUCGAAAAUCUGCCUACCAAUAUUAACUUGAAAAAAUGUGCAUGAAUGCAGAGCAGAUUCACAGAAACCUCGAUCUACUUCUAAAAUGUUUACUCUCAGUCCAGAAAUAUAGGUUCACAUUUCCCAAACAUCUUCCUGUCAUGUUACAUAUUUGAGUUACUUGAGCAGGUUGAGUUUUGGAUUCAUUAAAGAGAUGUUGAGCAUCUAAUUAGUGUAGCAGCUAGCUUCUCACCAGAAGUGUACAUUUACACAUGUACAUUAAAAUGAGGUCAGCUGUCAUGUACAGAUCAGGGAUUUGUAGGUAAUAAAACCCUACAAAAAAAGUACUGAAUUUAUUUAUUUUAUUUCACUUUAUUGGUUUAUUAUUUAUUGUUAUGUUAUGCUUGAAAUGGAAACUGAAAUGAAAGUUCUGGUAGUGAGGUCUACAGUCUGAACCUCAGUGUGCUGAUGGGGAGAUUUGACCAAGUUCAUUCCUGCACUGCAACAAAAACACAGGACUGUUCAGUUCCCAUUCAUGAUCAUAUGGGAACACUGUAGUAACUGUAGUUAUCUAAGUGACUCAGGUCUGCCUUACAUUUAGCAUGAAAUAGCACAUAAAGAAUCACAUAUUUGAAUAAGUACGUUAAAUGAAAUUAUAUUUCUUAUGCACAUAAGCAUUAUGUUGU